Rhinichthys klamathensis goyatoka is the source of this 2198-nucleotide messenger RNA. RefSeq lists its product as uncharacterized. The record is from RefSeq and is a predicted model, not a curated record. Gene Ontology annotation, molecular function: ubiquitin-protein transferase activity. Lineage: Eukaryota; Metazoa; Chordata; Actinopteri; Cypriniformes; Leuciscidae. The coding region runs from base 69 to 2198 and encodes 709 amino acids. The transcript has 16 exons.
GCGCGUGUUGACAAGCACCAAAGCAACAGCUAGAGACGAGAGGCCUUCACAAAACUUAAAUUGCUGAAAUGGACAGAGCGGGAGACAAUGAAGUGCUGAGAUCAGCAAGGCACCUUUUGUCACUUUUGACUCAAGAAAGACCUGAUGGACCUUCAAUGAGUCAGAGUAUGAAUAGAUCAACUCAUGUUAGAGUCCAACCUCAGGAGCCAUCAUCUUCUGUUCAAACAGAAAUGACCAGGUCCUUUCCUGGAUUAUUCUCAAAUCGCAGAGGAAAACGACGCUUCACUGGAACAUGUCCUGUGCCCAUUAAACCAAAACCAUUUCAGGUCAUGUUCCACCUGCUGCCGGCUCAAUGUGAGCGGACCCCUAGUGGCCCAGAUCAACUGCUCCAUACACAGGCAGGACGAGGACGCAGAACUGCCAUUCUUGAUGAAAACAUGACUCAUCAGGAGUUAUGCGAUAAACUUACCGAAUUAUAUCGCAAACUUGGUGGGGUAACUGGUGGUUGGCUCCUGUAUAAAGCAUCAGGGGGUUGGGGAAGUCGGAAGCUCACCCUAGUGGCACCUGCAGACUGUGGGUACACAGGCAGGCUUAUUAAAGCGACAAAAAUAGGGGAGAAUUCUAUUCUGUACAUUGCUCCACUUCAAGAUGAACUGGACACUGCUCCCUUGCCACCUUCAUCAGACGCAUUUCGCAAUAUGCCUAAGGCAUUAUGCAAAAAGUGCAACACAUCGUUCCCCCUUCAGCUCCUUACAAAUCACAUCAAGACGUGUUCUGAUGUUGUUUUGGUCGAAGAUGAAAACGAAAGUCAGGAUGUGGAAAGUGUGAAAAAGAACAAUGAACAGGGUUGCUGUCCUAUUUGUCAAGAGGAAAUGCCUCUUGACAUCUUGGAAUUGCAUGCCAGUGAAUGUGGUGAAAGACCAAUGGAUGAUGAAACAAACACAGCGGAGUUGUCAUGUAUGGAUAACGAAGUGAAUGACACUGCUGAGUUUUCAUGCAUGGAUAAUGAUUGGAAGACCCAUCUGGAUCCAAAAAUGGCUGCAACCUUGUACAAAAAGGAAAUUCUCCAACUGCACGAGACAGGGAAACCUCUUUUUAUGUUUAUGUUCUUGAGAUCAUGUACUGAACAGGAGAGGCAACUGAUCAACUUCUACAAGCAAAGAAAUGUAGAGUGGGCAUGUCCUGUAAAAUGUCAACUUCAAGGAGAUGCUGCAGUUGGCGAUGGAGUCACCAGGCACUUGUUUUCAACAGUUCUUGAAAAACUGAAGUAUGGUUUCAGUUUGAACUUGGGAAACACAGGAGUUACUUGCCUCUUUGAGGGAGAGCCAGACCACUUGGUUCCCUCAUCAUCACAAUUCCUUAUUGAAAGCGAUCUCUUCCUAGUAGCAGGGAGAAUGCUAGGCCAUUCCUUUCUGCACGGUGGCCCGUGUCUUGCAGGGCUCAGCAGAGCCUUUGUUCAUGUGCUCCUGCAAGGUUCUCAAGAUACAACCACUUUGCAAUUGGAGGACUGCCCAGAUGUUGACAUUAGAGGUCUUCACGGGUCCACUUGGAUCCGAAAACCCGAGGUCCGACCCGAGACCCGAGCGGGUUUGGGUCCAAAACUCCGACGAGUGUCUCGGACACGGGUCGGGUUCGGUAUUAGUGGCCUCGGGUCUCGGCUCAGUGGGCCAUUGAAUGAGGACCAGUAUAGUAAAGUCUUGGAACUUUGUUUGUCCUGGGAUCUUCCUGGUCCAACAGAAGAAAAUACAAGGUGGCUUUAUGAACGUCUGCUGUCACAUGCGGUUCUUGGGAGAAGAACACGCCAAGUCAAACAAAUCAGGCGAGGACUGAAAGACACUUUUGUUUGGGCUCUUCUAACUGAGAGGAAGGAUGUGGUAUUCUUCCCCAAAGAAUCAGAGGACUCAUGCACUCCAGAGAUGCUGCUUUCCCAUAUCUCCUGGCCUAAAGAGAGUGAUGACGAAGAUGACGACGAAUACUCAGUUGAUAACAUUGAGACGGAAGCGGUUUCAAUCAAGACUGUUACAGUCAUCCUCAGUCGCAUCCAUAUCUGGUGCACCCUCUUCAUCAGCACCCUGUGCUGUGUCCACCUCUAUAAUGGCCUCAUCAACCUCAUGCCCUCCUGCCCUGUCCUCAUCAACAUCAACACCUCCCACGUCACCUUCAUCAUCCUCGCCUUAUUCCGGAAGUUCCGUCUGUGA